Molecule: messenger RNA, 867 nt
Organism: Onthophagus taurus
Lineage: Eukaryota; Metazoa; Arthropoda; Insecta; Coleoptera; Scarabaeidae
Product: GILT-like protein 1
Molecular function (GO): oxidoreductase activity, acting on a sulfur group of donors, disulfide as acceptor
Source: RefSeq, a predicted model, not a curated record
GUCCUCGACAGUUUUUUAAUACACGAUGAACGAGAGAAUCCACCUCCAUAAAAACCACUCAAAACGAUAAGCAAAACUCACUCCCCAACAAAAUCUUUUUCUAUAAUAAUCAGAUCAUUAUAGAAAAACCAUUCAAAGUGUUUACUUCACUUUAUUAUUACAAUAAAUAAAUUAAAUUAAUAAUCAGAAUCAUGGUUAAAUUAUUUUUAUUUGGUGUUCUUUUUAUCGCAACGAUUGCUCUUUCUUCUCAGGAACCCCUUAAAGUCUCCGUUUUCUAUGAAUCACUUUGCCCGGAUAGUAUUCGUUUCAUCACUCAACAGCUGGCACCAAAUUACGAUGCUUUAGCCGAGAAAAUAUUUGUUGAUUUUGUUCCUUAUGGUAAAGCUACUCAUGAAUUAAUUGAUGAUAAAUGGCACUUUGAAUGCCAACAUGGUGAAAAUGAAUGUUAUGGAAACAUGAUGCAAGCGUGUGGAUUAAAUGAAACCGAUGAUCAAGCCACGCAAGUUAAAUUUAUCGAUUGCGUUAUGUCCGCAAGUUACCCCGCGAGCGAUGCUUCCAUGGAGGAAUGUGCCAUUGCAAGCGGAAUUAGCUGGGAUAAUAUGGUGGAGUGUUCUAAGAAUGGUGUAGGGGCCAAACUUUUGGCUGCUUAUGGUGAUCGGACUCACGCCGUUGAACCAACGAUCACUUUCGUUCCAACUAUUAUUUAUAAUGACGUUUAUGAUGCCGAUAAACAACAAGGGUCUUUAGUUGAUUUCUUGAAUACCGUUUUAAAUCAAUUAUAACUAAAAUAAGAAAGAGCAAACACUUUUAGUGCCAUAUGUGAGAUAUUAAUAAAACUUUAAUAUUGAAUUUUGAAAUUAAAAAAUA